UUGCUGCGUCAUACUCACUCCUCACUACAGAACUUCUACUGCUGAGCAUCAGGCUGCCUGGGACAUGCGUGAAAUCGUACACUUACAGAUAGGCCAAUGCGGCAACCAAAUUGGAUCUAAGUUCUGGGAGGUCAUUAGUGACGAACAUGGAAUCGAUGUGAAUGGAAGUUACCGCGGAGAUUCUGAGUCUCAACUCGAGAGGAUUAAUGUUUACUUCAACGAGGCUCAUUCCCAUAAAUAUGUUCCGAGAGCGGUGCUUGUGGAUCUGGAACCAGGAACCAUGGACAGUCUGCGAUCCAGCUCCAUCGGACCCCUGUUUCGUCCAGACAGCUUUAUUCACGGAAAUUCCGGUGCCGGCAACAACUGGGCCAAGGGCCACUACACGGAGGGCGCGGAGCUGAUUGAGUCGGUGAUGGAUGUGGUGAGAGCGGAAAGCGAGAGCUGUGAUUGUCUCCAAGGGUUUCAGUUGGUGCAUUCACUUGGUGGAGGGACAGGAUCCGGCAUGGGAACCCUUCUCAUUAACAAGAUCCGAGAAGAGUAUCCAGACAGGAUAAUGAACACAUUCAGCAUCAUGCCCUCACCCAAGGUGUCGGACACGGUGGUAGAGCCGUACAACGCAAUCCUGUCCAUCCAUCAGCUGAUCGAGAAUACAGAUGAAACGUUCUGCAUUGACAACGAGGCCUUGUAUGACAUCUGCUUCCGCACUUUAAAGCUUUCGAACCCCACCUACGGUGACCUCAACCACCUGGUCUCAAUGACGAUGAGUGGAGUGACCACAUCCCUGAGGUUUCCAGGGCAACUGAAUGCUGACCUGCGGAAACUGGCAGUCAACAUGGUGCCAUUUCCCCGUCUCCAUUUCUUUAUGACUGGUUUCUCUCCACUCACCUCCCGCAGGAGCCAGCAAUACACAGCCCUGACCGUUCCCGAACUCACACAGCAGAUGUUUGACUCUCGUACCAUGAUGACUGCCUGCGACCCUCACCAUGGCCGCUACUUAACAGUGGCCGGAAUCUUUCGUGGCCGAAUGUCCACCAAGGAAGUGGAUGAGCAGAUGUUGGCCGUCCAGACUAAAAAUAGUGCUUAUUUCGUUGAAUGGAUUCCUAACAACGUCAAAGUGGCAGUUUGCGACAUCCCACCUCGUGGCCUCAAAUUAUCGUGCACGUUUAUAGGUAAUAAUACAGCAAUCCAAGAGAUCUUCAAGCGCAUUGCAGAGCAGUUUUCGGCUAUGUACCGGAGAAAAGCCUUCCUGCACUGGUACACAGGGGAGGGCAUGGAUGAAAUGGAGUUUACAGAGGCUGAAUGCAAUACUCACGACCUGAUUGCCGAAUACCAGCAAUACCAGGAGGCCACGGCUGAAGUGGAGGAGUAUUUUGAUGAAGAGGAGGAAGUCCACAUUACAGAAACUGUAGAAAGAGUGUUUUAGAUCUCAAGGAAAAGCAAUGGACCAUAGUCAGAGAAAGCACAUUGCUGCCCCAUCUAAAUGCACAAUGAAGCUAUUUUUUUUUUUUAUUAAUAUAAAUACCCUCACCCCAUCGACCUGAACCCUCUUACCCCACAGGGCAGCAAUUCUGUAUAAAAAAACCUCAUCCCCAUCUACCUGCAACUUCUAAUCCUACAGGGCAGCUAUUCAACAGAAAUACCCUCACCCCAGCAACCUCACGCACUAGCUUCCUAUAAGCCCCCACCUACGCUAUUUUUUUAAUAAAAAAAAAUACUGCUACUCCAUCUAGCUACUGCUUCACAACCCUCAGUAGAGCUAUCCACCUGCCCCACUAUUUUCAUCGGGCAGUUAUUAUGUAGAAGUACCCCUGGCCCACCUAACUAUCCCCUCUAACUCUAAAGGGAGGUUAUUAAUAGAAAUAAUGGUAUUCAGAGCUGUAGGUGGAACAGCAUCUUAAAGCCCACUCAAUUUUUUGUGGAUUUUUUUUUUAUUAAGAACUAUUAAGAAUAAAAUUUUAGACCUGCAAAUGUAAUUUAUCACCUGUGGUACUCUGUAAAAAAAAAACCAAAUCAAAUGCUGUGUAUGUUUACCUGAUAAAUGGACUACAUUCCCAAAGCGAUGGAUAAAUAUAGAAAACUAACAGAUUCAAACAAAAAUACUUAAAAUCCUCAUUGUACUGGAAGAGGAUUCGCUGUCCGCGAGCUCGGUGAAAUUCUACUGCUUUAUGGGGGGGGUAUUCUGUCCAGGGAUCUCAUCUGGAAAAUGCAUAGACUCCGCUCUAGAACCUUUAGCAGCCUAAGAGAGGAAACAUUGGGCAGCCAAACGCGGCUACCGCAGACCUCUCGAAAUAUUAAACCUGCUUCAACCAAA
Molecule: messenger RNA, 2311 nt
Organism: Pelobates fuscus (common spadefoot toad)
Lineage: Eukaryota; Metazoa; Chordata; Amphibia; Anura; Pelobatidae
Gene: TUBB1
Product: tubulin beta 1 class VI
Exons: 4
Coding region: 65-1423 (452 amino acids)
Biological process (GO): mitotic cell cycle; microtubule cytoskeleton organization
Cellular component (GO): microtubule; cytoplasm
Molecular function (GO): GTPase activity; structural constituent of cytoskeleton; GTP binding
Source: RefSeq, a predicted model, not a curated record